Homarus americanus (American lobster) is the source of this 1203-nucleotide messenger RNA. Its product is annotated as mucin-2-like. NCBI's taxonomy places the organism in Eukaryota, Metazoa, Arthropoda, Malacostraca, Decapoda, Nephropidae. The transcript is spliced from 2 exons. The record is from RefSeq and is a predicted model, not a curated record. Bases 1 to 1203 code for a protein of 400 amino acids.
AUGUUGACGGUGUUGACAGCUUCGUCAGUUCUGCAGACAACUCACCAGAAACACAAACUACCCUCAGACCCACAGCCUCCCUCCAGGCCCACAACAAGCCCCCUCCCCCAGACCCACAACAACCACACCAGACCCACAGCAACCCUAACCAGACCCAUAUCAACCCCACAAAAACCCAAAAUAACCCUCGAGACCCACAUCAAGCCUCCCCAGAUCCACAACAACCCCUCCAGACCCACAACAACCCCUCCAGACCCACAACAACCCCCCAGACCCAACAACCCUCCAGACCCACAACAACCUCCAGACCCAUACCAACCCCCAGACCCAAAACAACCCUCCAGACCCACCAAGCCUCCCCAGACCCACAACAACCCCCCAGACCCACAACAACCCCACCAGACCCAACAACCCUCCAGACCCACAACAACCCCUACCAGACCCAUCAACCCCACAAAGACCCAAACAACCCUCCAGACCCACAUCAAGCCUCCCCAGACCCACAACAACCCCUCCAGACCCACAACAACCCCACCAGACCCACAACAACCCUCCAGACCCACAACAACCCCACAAAGACCCAUAACAAGCUCACCAGACCCACAACAACCCUCCAGACCCACAACUCCUCCAGACCCACAACAACCCCUUCAGACCCACAACAACCCUCAGACCCACAACAAUCCCUUCAGACCCACAACAACCCUUCAGACUCACAAACCCCUCAGACCCAAACAACCCCUCCAGACCCACAACAACCCUCCAGACCCACAACAACCCCCUCCAGACUCACAACAACCCUCCAGACCCACAACAACCCCACCAGACCCACAACAACCCUCCAGACCCACAACAACCCCUCCAGACCCACAACAACCCUCCAGACCCACAACAUCCUCCAGACCCAACAACCUCCAGACCCACAGCAACCCCUCCAGACCCACAACCUCCUCCAGACCCACAACAACCCCUCCAGACCCACAACCCAACCCCUCCAGACCCACAACAACCCCCCAGACCCACAACCAACCCCUCCAGACCCACAACAACCCCUCUAGACCCACAACAACCCUCCAGACCCACAACAACCCCUCCAGACCCACAACAUCCCCUCCAGACCCACCUUCCCUCCAGACUCUCCUCCUGACCCACAACUCCCCAGAUCCCCACCCGAGCCACAAACAAGCCACCCAGGUGACUUAA